UCCCUGCUUCCACUCCCUCCUCUGCUCUCUCUCCCCGCGGCUGCCCCAUUAUCCCAGGUCAUCUCCGCUCCCUCCCUCUUCCUCUCCUCCCUCCCAUUUUCCUCCUUCCUUCUCCUCCGCAGGAGUCGGCUGCGCUCUGCCUGGGUCAGCGCUCUCUCCCCCACCUUCCCGGAGCCUGAUGCGCUGAGCCGGGGCCGUCCUGAGCUUGGAGCCCCGGGGCUGGAGGCGGGACCCCGGGGGCCGGAGAACCGGCGAGUCCGGCUGGGGAAAGGGGCCCGGAGGCGGAGCAGCCGGCGCCCCGAGGCCCCGGAGCCCGAGCCCCAGGUCAGCCUCGGGAAGCCCUCGCUCCACCAGGGCCCCCUCCGGCCCGGGUCCCACGGGUCCGGCCGCUUCCUCCGAGCCCUCCGGGGCCUCCCGGGGCGCAGCGGACCAGCGGCCGGCCGACCGCCGGGCGCGUCCAUCCUCCCGGCCUGCCUCCCGUUGCUCCGGCCCCGGCGGCCGAGCGCAGGGCUGUGCGCAAUGAGCAGCUCGUGCAGCAGCUACCUGAACGCCGCCAAGGAGCUGGUGAGCGGCUUCCCCUGCCCCGGGCCCGGCGGCGAGGCGGCCGCCGUCUACUGCUGCGGCUUCCAGGACCACCGCUACUGCUGCGACGACCCGCACAGCUUCUUCCCCUACGAGCACCGCUACAUGUGGUGGCUCAGCAUCGGAGCCCUGAUCGGCCUGUCCGUAGCAGCCGUGGUCCUCCUGGCAUUCAUCGUCACCGUGUGCGUGCUCUGUUACCUCUUCGUCAAGUCCAAGCCCCCCGCCAAGCUGGAGACGGGCUUAAGCCUGCAGGCAGCAGAUGCAGAGCCCCCAUCUUUGGAAGAGUCCAGCCGGAGCGGCAGGGGAGCCGUGGGGCCCAACAGCCUCCGAAGGCACUUCUUGAGCCCCCGGCUAGACUGUGACCCACAGGCCACAGACCCUGACCGCCUCUUUCAGAGGUGCUUCAUCGCUACCGUGACCACUGCAGAUGUCCAGGGCCUCCCCUGAGUCCUGUUCAGGGGGGCUACCUCCCCUCUCUCACCACCUGCCCCCAAUAGCCUCAAUACUGCCGAUCCAACCCAAAGUCUGCUGCUGGGUCAUGGCCUCUGAUGGCCAGACACCCCUACCCCAUUCCUGGCCACUGUGAUUCCAAUAAAAUUCCCUGUUUGUC
Sarcophilus harrisii (Tasmanian devil) is the source of this 1192-nucleotide messenger RNA. RefSeq names its product shisa like 2A (gene SHISAL2A). The transcript has 3 exons. Lineage: Eukaryota; Metazoa; Chordata; Mammalia; Dasyuromorphia; Dasyuridae. The record is from RefSeq and is a predicted model, not a curated record. Bases 520 to 1029 code for a protein of 169 amino acids.